Messenger RNA from Neurospora tetrasperma FGSC 2508, 201 nucleotides. RefSeq lists its product as uncharacterized. Lineage: Eukaryota; Fungi; Ascomycota; Sordariomycetes; Sordariales; Sordariaceae. The transcript has 2 exons. Bases 1 to 201 code for a protein of 66 amino acids. The record is from RefSeq and is a predicted model, not a curated record.
AUGUCGGACUAUCGCCCUCCCCGCGACUACGUGUGGUGCAACCUCUGUGUCCGCACUCUCCACCGCAUCAUGCCAAUGAUCUAUGGCGACCUCGAGGAGUGCAACCUUGCCUUUGACCGUUCCGUCCGCGUGGUGCUUGCCGCUAGUGCAAGAUCAUGGCCGUCCAGCUCGCGCAUCGGCCGCAGGCGUUCCAGAGGAUAA